Molecule: messenger RNA, 1668 nt
Organism: Neltuma alba
Lineage: Eukaryota; Viridiplantae; Streptophyta; Magnoliopsida; Fabales; Fabaceae
Product: protein DETOXIFICATION 41
Exons: 8
Coding region: 73-1584 (503 amino acids)
Biological process (GO): xenobiotic detoxification by transmembrane export across the plasma membrane
Cellular component (GO): membrane
Molecular function (GO): xenobiotic transmembrane transporter activity; antiporter activity
Source: RefSeq, a predicted model, not a curated record
AGAUAACACUUUGUUGAGUGAAACCAAGUGUGUAUUAGUAGUAGUAAGUGAGAGGCCGGAGAAGGAACCACUAUGGGCUCCGUGUACCAGCCAUUAUUACUCGGGCUUGACUCACAUGCUCGGAUUCCGGACCUGUCGGCGGAUGCCAUCGAGGAGUUUCUGGGGCAGCGCCCGGUGCAGGCACGGUGGUGGCCCAAGCUUGUUGCUUGGGAGUCAAGGAUCCUAUGGCUGUUGUCUGGCGCCUCUAUUGUUGUGUCCAUUUUCAAUUACAUGUUGAGCUUUGUGACAUUGAUGUUUGUUGGCCAUUUGGGUACACUUGAACUUGCUGGAGCUUCCAUUGCCAGCGUUGGAAUUCAAGGUCUUGCUUAUGGAAUCAUGUUGGGCAUGGCCAGUGCAGUUCAAACAGUGUGUGGGCAAGCAUAUGGGGCCAGAAAAUUGCCAGCAAUGGGGAUCAUAUGCCAGAGAGCAAUCAUUCUACAUAUAGGAGCAGCAAUACUUUUGACAUUCUUGUACUGGUAUUCUGGGUCAGUCUUAAAAGCCAUAGGGCAAUCUGAAAGCAUAGCAGAGCAAGGCCAAGUUUUUGCAAGAGGAAUCAUCCCUCAGCUUUAUGCAUUUGCCAUAAGCUGCCCUAUGCAGAGGUUCUUGCAAGCACAGAACAUAGUGAACCCUCUGGCUUUUAUGUCUGUGGGAGUGUUCCUUCUUCAUGUGGGCCUAAGUUAUCUGGUUGUCUAUAUCUUGGACUAUGGACUUAUUGGGGCUGCUCUUACUCUUAGCUUCUCUUGGUGGGUCCUUACCAUUAUAAAUGGCCUUUACAUAAUUUUUAGCCCCAGGUGUAAAGAAACUUGGACUGGCUUCUCUGUCAAAGCUUUUAAAGGCAUGUGGCCUUAUUUCAAGCUCACUGUUGCCUCUGCUAUUAUGUUAUGUUUGGAGAUAUGGUACAAUCAAGGACUUGUGCUUAUAUCAGGACUCCUUCCCAACCCUACAAUAUCACUAGACUCAAUUUCCAUUUGUAUGAAUUACCUGAACUGGGACAUGCAGUUCAUGUUGGGUCUAAGUGCAGCAGCCAGUAUAAGAGUGAGCAAUGAACUAGGAGCAAAUCAUCCAAGAUUAGCAAAAUUUUCAGUGUCUGUAGUGACUGGGACAAGCAUCCUUAUCAGUGUAGUUUUCAGUUCAAUUGUCCUGAUAUUCCGGGUCGCUUUGAGCAAGCUCUUCACUUCUGAUGAAGCAGUGAUUAAAGAAGUCUCUAAUUUGUGUUCAUUGCUUGCUAUCUCUGUUUUCCUCAAUGGCAUUCAACCUAUACUUUCGGGUGUGGCAAUUGGAAGUGGAUGGCAAGCUGUAGUGGCUUAUGUGAACUUGGCUUCAUACUAUGCGAUUGGACUUACCAUUGGAUGCGUUCUUGGCUUUGAAACCUCUUUAGGAGUAGCUGGAAUCUGGUGGGGGAUGAUCAUUGGAGUUGUUAUACAGACAAUUACUCUAAUAAUUAUAACAGCAAGAACAAACUGGGAUGCAGAGGUCCAAAAAGCCGUUGCAAGAGUGAAGAGAUCAGAAAAUGAGAAUAUUGAUCAGUUGGUUGGAAAUGUUUAGAGACAUUUAGAUCAGUAGAAUGAAGCUUCUUGCACAAAAAUCAAUUUUGGGAAUGAAAAUUUUGAAUGACUCUGUGUAAGAUCA